Messenger RNA from Synchytrium microbalum, 714 nucleotides. RefSeq lists its product as uncharacterized. Bases 1 to 714 code for a protein of 237 amino acids. Gene Ontology annotation, molecular function: nickel cation binding. The transcript has 3 exons. The record is from RefSeq and is a predicted model, not a curated record. Lineage: Eukaryota; Fungi; Chytridiomycota; Chytridiomycetes; Synchytriales; Synchytriaceae.
AUGAUUGAUUCCGAUCCCAUAAUAUGGAUGCUCGCAGACUCUGCCCUCCCAACAGGCGGAUUUGUUGCAUCAGCAGCACUGGAAGUCGCAGUCCAAACCAAACACAUCACAAACAACGCAUCUCUAAUGGAAUUCCUAACCUCAAAUAUCAAGACGUAUGGUCACUCGGCUGGUAUUAUCAUGGUUUCCGCCUUUGAUGCUAUCACAACCACGGUGGAUGAAGAUUUGACCUUGUCGCAAUUGGUCAAGAUUGAUUCGUUUUAUGAUGCUUGCACUACCAACCAUAUUGCUAAACGAGCGUCGAAGACUCAAGGAAGUGCGUACUUGACCCUCUUGUCUAAAUCGUUUGAGGGAAGGAGGCUGGGGUUGGAUGUGUUUACCAAGUACAAGAAUUAUGUCCGAAUUGGAAAGACAUCUGGACAUUUACCAGUGUGCUUUGCUCUAGCGUGCAAAGAGCUUAGCUUAUCGAGUGACAAGGCACUACAUUUGUUUUUAUUCUUGCAUGCAAGAUCUAUGGUAUCAGCAGCCGUUAGAUUGAAUCAGAUUGGACCAUACCAAGGACAAUCCAUCUUGUUUGAUUUACAACCCCAUGUCCAGCAGACUUGCAAGCAGGUAGAAAACAAGACACUUGAUGAUGUGCAUAACAGUGCUCCAUUGAUUGAUAUUUUGCAAGGGAUGCAUGAUAAUUUGUACAGUAGGCUGUUUAACUCAUAG